This is a messenger RNA of Camarhynchus parvulus, 1034 nucleotides long. RefSeq names its product chromosome 7 C2orf76 homolog (gene C7H2orf76). Bases 22 to 624 code for a protein of 200 amino acids. The record is from RefSeq and is a predicted model, not a curated record. NCBI's taxonomy places the organism in Eukaryota, Metazoa, Chordata, Aves, Passeriformes, Thraupidae. The transcript has 6 exons.
AGUGUAAUCCUGAAGGGCCCAAUGCUGUUGGAUUUCUCUCAUGUUUUAUUCUGUACACAAGGCCUGCCUGCAUGUCCUUUUCCAGCUGUGCUCGUGGGCAGAGGAAAGGCAGUAAUCUCUGAAUCUCUGCUGCUCACAGUGACCCCGAGAUGCAUUAGAAAGUCUCUUUUCCCAGCCUGGUGGUCAAAGAAGGAGUCAGAGCUCUUCAUUUCUCGUUCUCAAGGUCAUUCAGAGCUCGUUCUGAUGUCAGCAGAAGGCUCCACCAUCACGGUUCGCCUGGUGCGCUCCUUCCAGCACCGCAAUUUCCGGCCCCUGGUGUUCCACGGCGUCCCCUUGGAGCAGACAGUGCGGGAAUUCAUGGCCUUUGUGCGCCAGGAUGUGUCGUCAAGAUCAGGACUUCCUCCUCCUUUUAAAAAUUACAAGUAUGAUACAAUGAAGAUUAUUCACCAAGCACACAAAUCUAAGACUGGUGAGCUUGUAGUGAGUUUGGAGGAUGAUGACAAACUGAUUUUGAAGGAAGACAGCACGCUGAAAGCAGCUGGAGUAGUAAAUGAGACGGAAUUAGCAUUCUUCUGUGAGGAAGAUUACAGAAACUACAGAGCUAAUCCUGUUUCGGCCUGGUGAAGAUCCCAAGAGAUUGUUUUGUUUUCCCGUACCUGUUGUAAAUUUUCCUUAUUCUGCUUAAUGAGAUUUUUCUUAAAGAUCAAUAAAUCCUAGAGGAUUUCUUUGCAAACAGUGCAAUUCCCUUCCUAUAGAAAUUAAUUUCUGUCAGUAUGCUAAGACUGAGAGAGGAAAAACUGAGGGACAUAAAUGACUUUUUUCUUCCUCCCUUUUCUUUUGCUGUGCUUGGCUCUUGAGCCUCAGGCAGUGCCAUCCCUGACCCGUGACACACGUUCUUGGUGUGAUCCCACAGCACACAGUAACUGCAUGUGGAGAUUACAGAAUGCAUAGGAUGAUCCCAUCACAGUACUGACUUCUAAUGAAAAUGAAGUGAAACCUCCUUCAAAUGAAAUUAAAUAUUUUGUGACCGAAUC